GUUGCGGGAGGCCAAUUCAUUUUUAUUCAACGUACGGCGCCAUUGCCUUUGUUGCUGUAUACCUCUCAUCCUCUCUUUCUUUCUCUUUCAUUUCAUUUGCAGGUAAUCAACCCAUCAAAAAUUUCCCACCAUUACCACUCUCAUCGUUGCUUUCUUGCUUGCCAUGGUGGAGUUAUAUUUGUAACCCACCAUCCCCUCUGCAGCGUGCCAAGAAAGUGUAGAAAUUUGGAUUGGGAGAUUCUUGCCCUGCAAGAUUUUGAACCAUUGGAUUAGGAAUUGUUCCCUAUUCGAUGGGGAUAUCAUCAGACAAUGUUCAUGGACUUGUUUUGGCCGUCUCAUCGAGCAUUUUUAUCGGGUCGAGCUUCAUUGUCAAGAAGAAGGGUCUCCAAAAGUCUGGGCUUAAUGGAACCAGAGCAGGCGCAGGAGGACAUUCGUACUUGUAUGAACCCUGGUGGUGGGCUGGGAUGAUAACUAUGAUUGUUGGGGAGGUAGCUAAUUUUGCCGCCUAUGCAUAUGCUCCUGCAAUACUUGUAACUCCCUUGGGAGCUUUAAGUAUUAUUUUCAGUGCAGUGCUAGCACAUUUCAUUUUAGAAGAGAAAUUGCACAUUUUUGGUGUGCUUGGAUGCGUUCUCUGUGUGGUGGGUUCUACGAGUAUUGUUUUACAUGCUCCACAAGAAAAAAAUAUGGAAUCUGUGAAGGAAGUAUGGAACCUUGCGACAGAGCCAGGUUUCCUUGUCUACACUUGUAUAGUCGUCGUUCUAGUCGUCAUCCUUAUUCUUCGAUAUGUGCCGCUCUAUGGACAUAGCCAUCUGAUUGUAUAUGUUGGAAUCUGCUCUCUCAUGGGCUCUCUAACGGUAAUGAGUGUGAAAGCACUUGCGAUUGCGUUAAAGCUUACAUUUUCUGGAAUGAAUCAGUUUAUCUACUUUCAGACCUGGCUUUUUACUUUUGUUGUGGUGGUUUGUUGCCUUCUACAAAUUGACUACUUAAACAAGGCAUUGGACACCUUCAACACAGCCGUUAUAUCUCCCAUCUACUAUGUCAUGUUUACCUCACUCACUAUUCUUGCCAGUAUGAUCAUGUUUAAGGAUUGGGACUCACAAAAUGCUUCUCAAAUUGUAACCGAGUUGUGCGGCUUCAUUACAAUUUUGUCUGGAACCUUUCUCCUUCACAAAACAAAGGAUAUGGGAAGCAGUGAACCCAUAGAGCCUCCUGUGUUUACAAAUCAAAAUCCCAGGACGAACUUCGAAGCAUCUUCAUCUCACCUUUCGUAAUUGUAAUUGUCCCCGGAAAAACAUUAUCGACUUCAAAGCACGACGAAGCUUCUUCACACUCGACCAGAAAAGUUGAACGGAUUUUUCACUUGAAGGCUAUUCUUGAUUACAAGUAAGCAUGUGACUGCAAGGCGGAUUUUGUUCAAACUUGAAGAUAUAGGGAAUGCAAGAUGAUGAUACACGUAAAUUACUUUUAAUACAAAGUGACAGUUUCCUCUCUUCAUUUUAUUUUCUGGUUAUUUUCUUGGUGUAAUUAGAUUUUGAACUAUCAUGGAAUUGCAUGAGAAAAAAAAUGGUCAUUAAAUGUGAAGGAUUUACUUUGCAACCCAAAAACAAAUUUAUUGAAUGCUAAUACACAACUUACUUUGAAGCUUCAGUAAAAUGUUCCAGUCAAUAAUCAAUAAUUAAUACAAUUGUUGAUUGAAUGAACUCUGCUUC
Molecule: messenger RNA, 1709 nt
Organism: Tripterygium wilfordii
Lineage: Eukaryota; Viridiplantae; Streptophyta; Magnoliopsida; Celastrales; Celastraceae
Product: probable magnesium transporter NIPA2
Exons: 9
Coding region: 291-1271 (326 amino acids)
Biological process (GO): magnesium ion transport
Cellular component (GO): membrane
Molecular function (GO): magnesium ion transmembrane transporter activity
Source: RefSeq, a predicted model, not a curated record